Molecule: messenger RNA, 2236 nt
Organism: Megalobrama amblycephala (Wuchang bream)
Lineage: Eukaryota; Metazoa; Chordata; Actinopteri; Cypriniformes; Xenocyprididae
Product: gastrula zinc finger protein XlCGF57.1-like
Exons: 2
Coding region: 2-1363 (453 amino acids)
Biological process (GO): regulation of transcription by RNA polymerase II
Molecular function (GO): RNA polymerase II cis-regulatory region sequence-specific DNA binding; DNA-binding transcription factor activity, RNA polymerase II-specific
Source: RefSeq, a predicted model, not a curated record
CAUGAAGAUUGAAGAAACAUUCAGUGUGAAACAUGAAGAUACUGAGGAACAAACAGACCUGAUGGCACUGAAAGAGGCUAGCCAUGAACUUAAUGAAAGGGAAGAAGAGAAAGAACAUAAUGAUAAACAUCAUGAUUUCAUGACUGGAGAAAGAUUGAUACAGGCUAAAAAGUGUUCCUCACAAAAAAAAGAUCAAAAGACAGGAACUAAAAGAUAUUUCACCUGCCAACAGUGUGGAAAGAGUUUUGACCAACAUAGAAACCUUCAAGUCCACACGAGAAUUCACACUGGAGAAAAGCCUUACACCUGUCAACAGUGUGGAAAGAGUUUCACACUUAAAGGAAACCUUGCAAUCCACAUGAGAUCUCACACUGGAGAAAAGCCUUACACCUGCAAACAAUGUGGAAAGAGUUUCAGUCAAAAAGCAAGCCUUACAGCCCACAUGAGAAAUCACACUGGAGAGAGUCCAUUUGCCUGUGAACAGUGUGGAAAGAGUUUCACACGUGAAGAAAGCCUUAAAGUCCACAUGAGAAUUCACACUGGAGAAAAGCCUUACACCUGCAAACAAUGUGGAAAGAGUUUCAGUCAAAAAGCAAGCCUUAUAGCCCACAUGAGAAUUCACACUGGAGAGAAACCUUUCACCUGUCAAGAGUGUGGACAGAGUUUCACUGUAAAAGGAAACCUUGAAAUCCACAUGAGAGUUCACACUGGAGAGAAACCUUUCACCUGCCAGCAAUGUGGACAGAGUUUUACACUUAAAGGAAGCCUUAAAGUCCACAUGAGAUCUCACACUGGAGAAAAGCCUCACACCUGCAAACAAUGUGGAAAGAGUUUCAGUCAAAAAGCAAGCCUUAUAGCCCACAUGAGAAUUCACACUGGAGAGAAACCUUUCACCUGUCAAGAGUGUGGACAGAGUUUCACUGUAAAAGGAAACCUUAUAGCUCACAUGAGAAAUCACACUGGAGAGAGUCCAUUCACCUGUGAACAGUGUGGAAAGAGUAUCAGUGGAAAAGGAAACCUUAAAGACCACAUGAGAAUUCACACUGGAGAGAAACCUUUCACCUGCCAUCAAUGUGGACAGAGUUUUACACAUAAAGGAAACCUUAAAGUCCACAUGAGAGUUCACACUGGAGAAAAGCCUUACACCUGCAGUCUGUGUGGGAAUGGCUUCAAACAAGAACAAAACCUUAAGGAACACAUGAAUAUUCACACUGGAGAGAAGUCUUUUACAUGUGUUCAUUGUGGAAAGAGUUUCAGAUUUAAAGGUCAACUUUCAGCCCACAUGAAAGUUCACACUCAAGAGAAGGCGAGAAGUUCUCGAAAUCGUCGCUGUGGAAAGAGCAAGGAUGUAAAAAAUACAUGAAAACCAUACUUGGGUAAAAGCAGAAAUACCUGACAGCAAAAAAUCUAAUACAACUUGAGUAAAAACAUCUUGGAGCAUCUGAUUUUAACAUUACUUUAGUAUUUUACUCAUGCUAAAUGUAGGCUCAGAGAUGCACUAGUCUUCGAUACCUGAGAGAAAUGCCAGUAAAAAUAAUCAAUUGAUUUGAUUGAUGAGAAAUCAUGUUUAUUUUCUAAAAUCAAAAUAAAACUGAAUACCUCAACAUUGUAAUAAAUCAACAGUCUACAAAAAGUCUCAGUUAAGCACAAGUGCCCAAAAAAGCCACAAGUAAACCAAUAUCCUUCAUAAAGGUCUUGUCAAUACAGCGGAUAAAUAAAAUAAUGUUAAGUAGUUACAGUCAACUUGCUCUGGAUAUGUUGGUUUCUGUCAGAGCAGGGACUAAGACUCAGGUCUCCAGUGUGAGAGUCAGACUCCCAAUCCUUGAGCCAAUAGAGAAUGAUGAAUGCAACAGUAAGACGCACUUUGGAGAAGUUGAGAUGCAGAAUAAGUUUUUAAUAAAAGUUCAAGUAACAAAAAAUCCACAGCUGAAGCAAAAACAGCAAAAGAAGUUCUCAAAAAAACAAAAACUGUCCAAAUGGGCAUCCCACAAGAAAUAAUCCAAAGAUGAGGAAGUCUACAAAAAAAUAACAGAAGGAAAAAUCCACAGGCAAGAGAAAAAUAAAAAAGUCUCAGAGAUAGAGAACACUUACUCAGGCAGUUGGCUUCAGAACAACUAAACACCAAGCAAAGAAGCUAUGAGACAGUCGUUUAAAUACACACAGCUGAACGAGACACACAGGGCCAUGUGGGUUUGGAUUUUGUUUUCUCUUCAUAAUAAAAACCUUCAUUUAUAAA